GCUCCGGGAGCUCCGGGAGCUCCGGGAGCUCCGGGGCCGGUGCGACGGUGCCGGGGCCGCCGCCGCCGCCCAUGGAGCCCAACGGGACGGCGGCGGCGGGGGACAACGGGACGGCGGCGGCGGCGGCGGUGGGCGGCGGGGGUGCCCCCGGGAGCGGCCCCCUGCUCAUCCCGUCGGCCUUCGGGACGGUGCUGUCGGUGAUGUACGUGGCCGGGGUGGCCGGCAAUGUCUACACGCUGGUGGUGAUGUGCCACUCGGCGCGCUGCGCCGCCCCCAUGUACAGCUCCAUCGUCAGCCUGGCCCUGGCCGACCUGCUCUACCUCUCCACCAUCCCCUUCAUCGUCUGCACCUACCUGGCCCAGGACUGGUACUUCGGGGACCUGGGCUGCCGCAUCCUGCUCAGCCUGGACCUGCUCACCAUGCACGCCAGCAUCUUCACGCUCACCCUCAUGUGCACCGAGCGCUACCUGGCCGUCACCCGGCCCCUGGACACCCUGAAGCGCUCGCGGGGCUACCGCAAGGUGACGGCGGGGGCCGUGUGGUCGGUGUCGCUGCUGCUCACGCUGCCCAUGAUGCUGAUGGUCACGCUGACCGAGGGGGGCAAGGCGGAGGGCAAGGUGAAGAGGAUGUGUGCGCCCACCUGGAGCGUGGACGCCUACCGCACCUACCUGACCGUGCUCUUCAGCACCAGCAUCAUGGCCCCGGGCAUCAUCAUCGGCUUCCUGUACACACGCCUGGCCAGGACCUACCUGGAGUCCCAGAGGAACCCCCCGCACAAGGAGAAGAGCAAGAGGUCCCCCCGGCAGAAGGUCCUCAUCAUGAUUUUCAGCAUCGUGCUGGUCUUCUGGGCCUGCUUCCUGCCCUUCUGGAUCUGGCAGCUGGUGCGCCUCUACAGCAGCUCGCUGCAGCUCACCACCCAAACCCAAAAGUGCAUUAACUACCUGGUGACCUGCCUGACCUACAGCAACAGCUGCAUCAACCCCUUCCUCUACACCCUGCUCACCAAAAACUACCGCGAGUACCUGCGCAACAGGCACCGCAACUUCUACAGGUUCACCUCCUCCUUCCGCAAGAGGGGCUCCAACCUGCAGUGCUCCUGGGGCCGCUCCAUGUCCUCCAGCAACCAGUACGACUACAGCUCCGAGGCGCUGGGCAUGGCCACGCUGAAGGACAAGUGAGGAGGAGGAGGAGGAGGCGCUGCCAGCACGCCAGGACCAGCAGAGCGUCCGGCCAAGCGAGGGGCCAGAAGUUGUGUGAAUCCAAACGCUGCGAGAUGAGUCUGGAGUUCCAUCUGGCUGAGGGGUGUUGGGGAUGUCCUGCCGGGAGCCAGCAGCUGUUUGGGACAAAUCCCGCGGGGUGUGGGGUGCAGAAGAUGAGGUGGAUGCUCUGCUCGGCGCUGCCACAAACCGGUUUCACGCCUGGCUGAGUUUCGGCUCCAGCUCCGCUCAUCGUUUCUCUCUGGGGUUUCUCCUGGGGCUGCAGCUGGGUCAGAGCUGCAGGAAUCUGAAAUUGGCCCAGGAUCACUUAACUGAGCUGCCGGCCUCGGGUUUGCCCUGUGUGCUACCGUUGUCUGUUUCUGGAGCGUGUAAAGAGACUUCUAAGCCCCUUUUCCUAUUUCCUGUGCACUACUGUUCUAUCAAGCUUAAAGUCUCUAUUUUAAAAUUCAUUGCAGCAGCACUUUGAACUCCAAGCGUUCAAAAACCACCAGGUAAGCUGUUAGAAACCACAGGAUUACCUAAAAAAAAAAUUAAAACCCUUGUAAUUUUUUAAGGUUUCUGCCUAAGGUGGUUUGAAUUUGCCAUUGAUUUUUUCUUCUUGAAAAAGUUGGUCCUUUUCUUAAAAGUCAACAGAGCUUGACAAACCUUGGAAGAAAAAUGUACCCGAAAAUUUACCUUGGAAGAAAUAAAAUAUUAUUUAUAAUCCUAUCACUCAAAGACCUGAGGCUCUAAGAAAAAUGACUGAAUGCUAUACCAUGAAACUCAUCAUAAAAGGGACACAUUUUUUCAUGACAUUUGAUCCAAACUGUUUUGCCUCAAUGUAUUCUGCUCAUUUUCUCCCUGCUUGGCAUCUCACAGUAAACCUUCAGCACAGAUCCUGGAGAUGCCUGUGAGCACUUAAACAAUUGUAAAGUGUCAGUUUAUAAAUAAAUGCUUAUUAAAAACAGAUCCUCCUCAGGUUUCCCCUUGCCUGGUCUCUUCACCCAGCUCAGGGGGGUGUUUAUCAGGGCAGAUGUGCAAAUAGCAGUUUCCAGCUGGGGGAGAUGAAAUUGGGGUCAAUAUUCUCCUUUCUUGUUCUGGGACAGACUCUGGGGAUAAAAGCACAGUACUUGUUGCACAAACUCCUGCCAGCAGCUGGUGAUGCCCACGGAGUUCAGAAGCAGCAGCAGUGUAAGGAGCUGUCAUUAACACUUUUUAUUACUUAUUCCAGCCCCAUCUGCCUGAGCAGUCCCACUCCAGCCCUGCAGUGCUGCAUUCCCAUCCUUGGGUGCUCCUCUCGUGUCCCACACCAAACCUCAGGGUGUGCUUGUGCCACAGCAGGGACAGCAAGUGCCAACAGCACAGAGAGCAGGGAACAGGCACAGGACAACGCUGGGAUUUAUGCUCCCAGACAACAGAAAAAGGCACAGGUUGGAUGAAGGUGUUUCUGUGCUGGAGUCGGCAUUCUCCUGGGAUGCUUUCUGUGCCCAUAUUGCUUUUAACCACAGGAGUGUUAAAAGAGUUUCAGAUCUCUGAAACACCAGUGAUCACUUGGUCAUAUUCCAGUGUUGCACAGACUCCAAGCUGGGCAUCAUCAACAGUCCUAAUGUUGUCCAUUCCUUCUGAAAUAGGGGGACUAACACACAAUUCGUGGUGGGAACUGGCAGGGAGGGCAGGAUUCAGCAGAUUUUCAGAACAACUUCUCAGAAAUUGUUUAAUUAUUAAUUCUAAACUCGUUGUUACUUUCCCUUCGGCUCCCAUUUCCAAGGCUGGAAGUCUCUCCCAUUUCAGAAUUAAAAAGAUAAGACAGAACUCAGAAGGCUUUUUGGGAAGGCUGGAGUGUGAAUGUCCUGUGCAAAGUGUGUCUGGACAGAAGUCCUGGCAGAACCAGGCAUGGCUGCAUCCCAUGAGCAGGACAGGGAUCAAAAAGAGUUUUAGGGACUUUGUUUUGUACUUUGAAAAAAUAAAAAAAAAAAAAGCUGAACAGCCUAAACCCACAGCUAUUAAUAAGAGGGGGAAGCAGAAAAGGACUCCUGCAUAGAACAAAAAAAGGUGGAAAUGCAGAGCAGAUGGGCUCUUCAGUUGUAAGAUAAUGUGGGGAUGAGCAAACAGAGGGGUUUCUUUGGGAUACACUUCCCAAGACACCUCUGAGUCCCAGUUUAUAAAGUGUCAGUUUAUAAAUAAAUGCUUAUUAAAAACAGCUCCUCCUCAGUUUCCCCUUGCCUGGUCUCUUCACCCAGCUCAGGGGGGUGUUUAUCAGGGCAGAUGUGCAAAUAGCAGUUUCCACCUGGGGGAGAUGAAGUUGGGGUCAAUAUUUUUCUUUCUUGUUUUUUUUUCUAAAUUUCUAAACCAAAUUAAUCUGGUGGCUCACCUGGGAAGGGGAUUGCUGCUGCCUGCCUGGGAUGGCACAAAUUGAGGUUUCCUGUGAGGGGUGCCUUCACCUGCUGCUCACCCAGAGGAAUUUGGGGAGGGUGCUGCUUUGGGCUGGAUCUCAGCAUUCCUGUGUGCACAGCUCCUGGAAGGCACCUCAGGCUGCUUCCUGCUUGAGGGAGAGUUUUUACCUGUCCUCAGCACUGAAAAGGAAGAGUUGGGAUCUCCAAAUUAAUGAGAUUAAAAGCAUUUUAUGUCCCCAGCCACAGAGGUUACAGAAGUGUGUGAAAAUUGAGAUAACCAGAAUCUGGAAGAGAUUUUUUUGCAAAUUCUGUGUUUGGUGUCUCUUCAGGUAAAUCUGAAGCAUCUCAGGCAGGGCUGAGUAACAACAGGGAAGUCAGAGGGGAUGUAGCUGAAAAACAACAUGUGGAGAGUUCCUUGAAAACUGUUUUAUUUUGGCUAUUUGGCAUUCCAGGAAAUCAGGUUCUGUGUACCCUGGGGUCACUUGUCGUACCUAAAUCAUGGUAAUCCUGUGGUUCUUAAUGCUUUGGGUGUUUUUGUUACAAAUGAAAUGUUACUGCAGGCUCAGUGGCACAGUUCCUUCUUCAGAAACAUGGGAAAUGGGAAUUUUAGGAAAGGCAGCAGCCUUUUUCUUGUUGGGCCAGAGGCUGUCACUGCAAAACUCCAUUCAUGCUUUACAAGAAAGAAAAUUAUUUAAUCACUAGAGAUUUUUUUUUCCAAUGCCCCUGAGGAUUUAAGGGUUUAUACCAAAAAAAACCAAGCCAGAGUGGGAAAGAGAAGCAGUUUCAUCCUGUCUCCUUCCUUUCUGGUGGAUCUCCUCAGCUGGGAGCUGCUGCAGCAAUGGCAAUUUUUCCACUUUCACUUGAAAAGACAAAGAGCCACCAAAAGAGAGGGGACUUGAUGAGCAUUUUGCACCUUGAGCUGCAAGGUGACACAGUGGGGUUAACUGUGGGGAAUGGAGGAAUGACAGAGAUCAUAAUUUAUUAUAAUCUAUUAUAAUCUAAUAUAAUCUGUUAUAAUCUAAUAUAGUCUAUUAUAAUAUAUUAUAUUCUACAUAUAAUAGUAUAUAUUACAAUAUUAUAAUAUAG
This is a messenger RNA of Passer domesticus (house sparrow), 4675 nucleotides long. Its product is annotated as urotensin-2 receptor-like. Gene Ontology annotation, cellular component: plasma membrane. Gene Ontology annotation, molecular function: urotensin II receptor activity. The transcript has 2 exons. Bases 72 to 1178 code for a protein of 368 amino acids. The record is from RefSeq and is a predicted model, not a curated record. NCBI's taxonomy places the organism in Eukaryota, Metazoa, Chordata, Aves, Passeriformes, Passeridae. Gene Ontology annotation, biological process: regulation of blood pressure; neuropeptide signaling pathway; blood vessel diameter maintenance.